This is a messenger RNA of Juglans microcarpa x Juglans regia, 1688 nucleotides long. Its product is annotated as VAN3-binding protein. NCBI's taxonomy places the organism in Eukaryota, Viridiplantae, Streptophyta, Magnoliopsida, Fagales, Juglandaceae. The record is from RefSeq and is a predicted model, not a curated record. The transcript has 9 exons. The coding region runs from base 265 to 1524 and encodes 419 amino acids.
CACCUCCACUUCUAUUGUCUGUCAUUUUCUUCAAUAAAGAAACAUGGCAACUUCUCUCUCCCUCCCUUUUUAAAUAUCCAACUGUUCUCCCUCUUCUUCAUCAUCAUCAUCUUUCUCUUGCUUUCAAGGCACCAGAAGUUGCACUCUGGCCACUCUCUGCACGAAGAUCGAGCCUCAACUGGGUUGAAGUAGUCUUGCACUUUAGAAACUAAGCCAUUGCUUGGCUUCUUGUUUUUGAAGCAAUAAUCUUAAUUGGCUCUUUAAAUGAGCUCGUGCGUCUCCCAUUGCUUGUCGCGUCGGCUGGAGAAUAUAGAUGAACGCGCUCCAGCAAGUUGGCUACCCUCAUCUUGUGCUCUACCCGAAACUCCGACCGAGUCCAUGGAGUUUCUUGCAAGAUCAUGGAGUCUUUCAGCCAUGGAACUCUCCAGAGCUCUUUCCAGUAAUCACGUUGCUGCUAAUCUUCUUGAGAAGUCACCGUUCUCCUCCAUUGGCAAUAUUGAAGCGCAUGAUGCAAGUUCUGGGGCUUCAAAAGAAUCUAUGUUCAAACCACUUCAGCAGUUACCAAGUGGGGGCAGCCCUCCAAUUGCACCAAGAGACAGCGACGAAGUGAAGGAAAUAUUUUUACUUCAUCAAGCACUCAAUUCAGAGUUCCUUUCCAGUCAACAGUUGCUCAAAAAUGGGCUAUACAGGAGCUUACUGAGAGGGAAAGCAAUGGGGAAAUGGAUAAAAGAUCAAAAGGAAAGGAAGAAGCAGGAAAUCCGGACCCAUAAUGCUCAAUUGCAUGCAGCUGUCUCUGUGGCAGGGGUUGCUGCAGCUGUUGCCGCAAUUGCAGCUUCAACUGCAUCACCUGAAAUGUCAUCUGCCCAGCAGAACACACCCUCCAAAACCUCUACUGCAAUGGCGUCUGCAGCAGCUCUAGUAGCAUCCCAUUGCAUUGAAAUUGCAGAGGAGAUGGGAGCCGAUCCAAACAAUAUCUUAAAAGUUGUCAACUCUGCAAUCAACGCAAAGACUAACGGAGAUAUCAUGACCUUAACAGCUGGAGCAGCUACAGCCUUAAGAGGAGCUGCCGCCCUAAGGUCAAGACUACAAAAGGGGCAUGGAGCUGCAGCCUUAGCACUGUCUGAGGAAAUGGGCGAAGAACGUGAAGAAGUUAACAUUCUGACGGCAUUGAACUUUGUCUCUAAAGGAGGAGAACUUCUCAAACGAACAAGGAAAGGAGAUCUACACUGGAAGCAAGUUUCUUUCAACAUUAAUUCAAAUUGGCAGGUUGUAGCUAAAAUGAAAAGCAAGUACAUGGCAGGAACAUUCACCAAAAAGAAGAAAUGUAUAGUCUCUGGGGUCUACAGUGACAUUACAGCGUGGCCCGGAAGGGAGAGGGAAGAUGGUAGUGAACAGAUGGCUUAUUUUGGGAUAAAAACAGAUGACAGGGUAAUAGAAUUUGAAUGCAAGAGUAAAGCAGAUAAACAGAUGUGGACAGAGGGCAUCCAGCAUAUGUUAAAUUGCCGUGCCAACUUAACAUUAUGAUAAGAUUUGAAUUAGAAGUGAACAUAGGUUCUGAUUCUUUAUAUAUAAGUCAUGAGUGGAGCAUUAAACAAGUUCAGUUUACCUAUUAUGCAAAUUCUUCAGUCUUCACUCGUGAAAGUUACUUGAAAUCUAUAAAGCUUGACGAGAAUGAACAAUUUUAAUUU